Messenger RNA from Serpula lacrymans var. lacrymans S7.9, 897 nucleotides. RefSeq lists its product as uncharacterized. Gene Ontology annotation, cellular component: cytoplasm; prefoldin complex. Lineage: Eukaryota; Fungi; Basidiomycota; Agaricomycetes; Boletales; Serpulaceae. The record is from RefSeq and is a predicted model, not a curated record. Gene Ontology annotation, biological process: tubulin complex assembly; protein folding; microtubule-based process. Gene Ontology annotation, molecular function: tubulin binding. The coding region runs from base 25 to 672 and encodes 215 amino acids. The transcript has 5 exons.
GAAGUCCUUCGAAUUCUGGUAGAAAUGCCACCUAAAGUCAUCUUUCAAGAAGACAAAAAUCCCCGAGGGAUCCCAAAAGCACCAUUUAUCACAAACGUGGAAGAGUAUAUCGGUGGACCAGAUGCAGAGAUUGAAGAAACACUCAAAAGUUUCCAAGAUGCCAUCGCGAAAUAUCGAUAUAUGGAGUCGAACCUGACGCAACGCCGGAGUAGUCUGGACGAGAAGAUCCCUGACAUCAAGAAGACGCUGAGCAUGGUUCAGUUUUUAAGGGAUAGACGGGAAGGCAAAAGUAAAGCACAAUCCGACGAUGAUCUUGAAGAUGAUCUAGACGAGGAAGAUGAAUCAACGGGAUCUAAAAAGCCAAUGAUAACAACCUUUGAAUUGAAUGAUACUCUAUUUGCAGAAGCUGAACUUGAGGAUACGGACACAGUCUACCUUUGGCUUGGUGCGAAUGUGAUGCUAUCUUACAAGCUACCAGCUGCCAUAGCAUUGUUGCAGUCAAAGCUGGAGGUGGCUGAGGCAAGUCUUAAGACCACUGCAGAAGACUUGGAGUUUUUGAGAGAGCAAACAACGAUUAUGGAAGUGAACACUGCCAGAGCUUACAACUGGGAUGUAAAGAGGAGGAGGGAGCGGCGAGUAAAAGAAGAAGGCAAAGCAGUGGAUCUCAGCUAAAGUUGGCCAAACAGCGCGUUAAGCUACGAGGCGACACUGCGACUCGAUGGAAGCAAAUGUACUUAUUUUCUUUAAUUGACCUUGAACAUCUGUACACUCAGACAAUGCAAUCCGGACUGUUCAAGCUGUAUUCGUCCCAUGUAUGUAGUAAACGAGGUCAUAGAAUUCUUCAGUGCUACAUCCUCGUCCUUAGUAGUGACUUGAUGUUAAUGUCACCUUCACAGA